CCGUUGGAAGUGAUCCCAAAUCUCAAACAGUAAAAGCCAUCUUCAACACAAGCCCAACACCAUAUUUUUCAUAUGCUGCUGCUUCUUUACUCUCUAUUUGCUGUUACAAAGUUUCUUGCUCUUCUGUGAGGUUUCCAGUUUGAAUUCUGUUGACUUCGGAUGCCCUCUAGUCAUGGUGGGCAUAAUUUCAGUGGCAUUGGCUGUGGAACAUCUGCCCACAGCAAGCAUACCCUCAACAAUAUCCACCCAAGCCAAGCACCCCAAAUUCAUCCUAAUACCCAAUCUUGAUACCCAAUUAUCUGUCAAAUCCACCAUAAAACAAUUUAUUGAAGAAUGUCUCUACAUUCCCUCUCAUUUACAGUCUAUCUCUACUCCUCUGUUUACGAGACUGGAAGAGACUGAGUCGGUGGAGGAUGUCUACUCUAAAUAUGACUGCAAUACAGAGGCUGAUAAUCCUGGGCUUCAUUUCGAAGAAGAUACCUGCACAUUUUGGGGGCUAGAAUCUGGGAAAAGUAUACGUUUGCAGGAUGACUGGAGGCUACAAGAUUACCAUAUACUCCACAAGUCAAGUAUAUCUCUUAAGAUUCUUCCAGAGCGUUUAUCUGCAGAAGGUGGCCGUAUAUUUGUAGAAACCAAGGAUGGGAUUCUCCCCCUGGUGGGGAUUGGUCCUUCAUCAAGGGUCUCAGAAUUGAAACAAAGACUCGAGUCUAUGACAGGGAUUCCAGCAGCUCAUCAACUCUUAUCUUCAGUUGGACGAGUCAUGCAUGAUGAAUUCCAUAUCAGUGACUUUGAAGGUUUUCAUGCAAUUUAUGAGGGCAGUAUUAUUGAUCUAUGUAAAUCAGGGGACAGCAAUUUGGACCAAGCUCAUUGCCACUUGAUUGUUUUCCUACAUGCUAGCAAUGGACAAACCUCAACUCUUGUAGUCCAGCCUUCAUAUCAUGUUGGAAGCAUUAUGCAGAUUGUUGAAUCUCGCAUGGGAAUCCCUCAGUGGAAGCAGCGAAUUAUUUUUAACGGCAAGGUAUUGCAGGAGAAGAAAGUUCUUGCAGACUAUUUCAUCUAUCCAGAAUGUACAUUUCAUGUGAAUAUUCUAAAGAGCCCAGGGAAAAACCCUGCAAGAUUAGCUUCUAAAUCUCAAUCAGAGGACAAACCAGAACAUCUAGAGGAAUCUAUGCAAAGGCCUGCUGCCAGAAAAUUUAAGCUAAUAAGAACCCAAUCUGGGCACGUGAAGGGUACCCUUACAAUACCAGUUCUUACCACUGAUAAGAUCUCUGACUUGAAAAGAAAAAUUAAGAAAUCCUUGCAGAUUUCAGGGGAAAGGAAUACAGCGACUGGCAUCAUUCCUGCUAAGGAGCAGCAGUCAUGUCCUGAUUAUGUAAACAAGAAAAAGCUUUCCAGGACUUCUUCGGCUAUUGAAAUGUUGACAAAACAAAUGACAAAUUCAGCUUCUUCUUCAAAAAUCACACCUUGUAAACAGGCUGUGUCUCAAACUUCCAAUUCCUACAUAACCACCCCUCCACAAUCUAAAGAUUCUUUCUUCACACCUCCCAGUAAACUUGGACCACCUACACCUGCAUCUCCUAAAACCUCUGAAAACAAGUCAUCUUUGGUUCGCAAGUUACAUUUUGGAGCUUCAUCUGAUCCUCCCACUUCAGCACAAUCUCCCACUUCACCUAAACAGCCCAAUACUCCUCUUAGGCAGGUUCUUCCUCAGAUUAGUAGACAACUAAGUUUACACUGUACUUCUGCUAAAGACUUUUUACAAAGAGGAAGCGGACAAAACAGAUCAGUUGUAGCAAAUGAAUUCGACUCUGAAAAUCAUCCAAACCAACAAAUUGGGAGUAAGAAAGGCAUUGGUACUUGGUUCACAGAAAACAUUCAUAAUCUAAAGGGGCAUAUUCGCGUACCAUUUGCAGAAAAGUGACCCUUUCUCAGUUCAACGUCGCAGCAGAGAUUCACUUGCUAAUUGAUAUUUCCCUGCCAUAUAAAUAAAUCCAAGGAGAUUCACUUAGUAAUUUUUAAAGUUAGUCCUUGAAUAAGACAAGCAGCUCCCCUUAUACUGGCAGGCAUAGGCAUAUCAUACCAAGAAAGAAGACAGGUACUUUUGAAAUCAAUUUUCUGGGGCUAUAUAUCUUCAUAUCCCUUAUCUGCUGCAUUCUAGAAUGCAAUGAAUAGCAGUGAACCUGCACUGAUUGAUGUGAAGUGUGUAUCUAUUAGCAAUUGUAUUUGAAGAGCAAUUUGUUUCAGAUUCUUUUUACGGGUAAAUCUUGUUAAUAGAAAUUAUUCUUUCUUUUCCA
Messenger RNA from Cryptomeria japonica (Japanese cedar), 2294 nucleotides. RefSeq lists its product as uncharacterized. The coding region runs from base 173 to 1921 and encodes 582 amino acids. The transcript has 5 exons. Gene Ontology annotation, molecular function: protein binding. The record is from RefSeq and is a predicted model, not a curated record. NCBI's taxonomy places the organism in Eukaryota, Viridiplantae, Streptophyta, Pinopsida, Cupressales, Cupressaceae. Gene Ontology annotation, biological process: post-translational protein targeting to endoplasmic reticulum membrane.